AGUUCUCUGUAGAGCAGAUACGGUAUAAUGUGGAAUUGUGCUGAUCUUCAAUCGUGGGAAAUUACUGUGUAGCCUAUUCUGCAAAUGAACAUAACGCCACAUUGUACAGCACCUUUUCUCUAAGUCUAUUUCAGUUAUUUGCUGCAAGAAUGGUAAUGUGUGUGUGAUCUAGAUCAUAGGCUACAGUAGCAUAAAUCACGUCUGCGCACAGAGAAACUGUGCUAUCUGUUUUUGAGGCUUUCAAUAAAAAGUACUCCACGUGAUAUUUAAGAGAGCAAACCCCAUCCAGCUAUUUCGAUUGAUUCAGUGCAUUUUGGGCGGAUAUCGAUAGAAUAAAAUGCCACUUCAAGUUCUUUGAAGAGUGAUCUAGCUGCGCCAAACCAUUCGCUUUUUCCUUGCUGGUCUGGGGAGCAACACAAGAUGGGAAAGCUCUCCAAUCUCCGCGUGCUCAGUGGGACGCUCGACUGAACAGCGACAGUGCUGAAGAUAGCGCUGUCUGCCGCUGUGCCCUCUGCCACUGUCCGUGGUCCUGAAGUCAAAUGCGUCCCCUCUCACUCACAAGGGUGAUGUAAAGCGCCGCUGUUCUGCACGCUCCUCUUCACAAAAUUGGCGGUAUAGGCGGAGGACUUGAAUCGGGGCUUUUUCGCUUCAGCUUAUUCAACUAACGAGCAUCAAGCUAUGAUUGGUAGGCUACCAUGUUCUCUGCUUCUUCCCGGAGAGUGCGCACGGAAAAGUGUGGACAAAUAAAAUAUCUUUAGUAGGCGAAACAUUUAACUUUUACUGGAGAUGCUGGGUUUAAACUUAUUUUCUUUUAGUUAUUUUUUCUCUUCUUAAAGGUGUAUCUUCCAGAGUUUGAGUCUAUUAUUCCAAUUGCACUCGCUGCUGGAUGUAUGUUACAAUACAUAAUUAUGUUUUUGAUCUACCUGCGGCAUUUGGAAGUUGAUUGAAAUUACUCUCACUGCCGUGGACGACUAUGAGUAGGCUAUUGGCAACAAUAGAAGGCAAAAUAAUUUCGUUAAAAAAAAUUCAAGGCUUCUUUUUCACACAUCAACUACCUAUUGUUAUCUUUAUCUACGGGAAAUAAGGGAUCGUCUGAGUCAUGUAUCAGAUUGAUUUGCGUGUGCAUAUCACAUCGCUCGCGCUGCUCCGAAGUCACCCGUACUGAAAAUGGUGUCGUUUCUAACUGCUUUUACGUACAACAACAGCAACUGAAGGGGGAUUCUAUUUUUAUCUGGAGCCUGUUGGUUUUAUCCAAUGGUCAAUCUGGAAGUUAUCCUGUGUUUAAUCCAUUCUACUGGGUUUGGAUCUCUGUUGAUCCUGACUCCAACUAGUGGAACCGAACAUUUCAACGCGCAUGUUAAUUUGGCCUUCGUGCUGCACAGACUGGGAAUGGAAUGGGCAAAGUAAAUGCAACUUCGACCCUUUCCUUGACUGCAACAGGAAUACCGCGGCGAAGGAUGGGCUUUCUCUUUCCAACAACCUGCAUUGUCCUCCUCGUCCUCCACGCCACCUUGUCACCAGCCUCCCUCAGUCUCGAGGAUUACGCCGCGGACGAGGCAGAGCGAACUGCCAACAGCGACAACAUAAUUUUCGACGAUUACCGGGGGAAAGUUUGCGUGGACGACAGUGGCUUUGUUUACAAACUGGGGGAGCGUUUCUUCCCGGGACACUCAAACUGCCCAUGCGUGUGCACUGAGGAUGGGCCAGUGUGCGACCAGCCGGAGUGCCCCAAGAUACACCCUAAGUGCACAAAAGUGGAGCACAAUGGAUGCUGUCCUGAAUGCAAGGAAGUUAAAAACUUUUGUGAAUACAGGGGGAAAACUUACAAGAUCCUGGAGGAAUUUAAGGGUUCCCCGUCCGACGAGGAAGGGACCAGUCCACCCGCCGUCGCGCCCGUACUACCCCCGGUCCUACCCCCAGCCUCUGCAGCGCAGCUCCAAUCAAGAACCAGGAAAUAUAGGCCUUCGCCUUGUGAGUGGUGUCGCUGUGAACCAAAUAACGAGGUGCACUGUGUGGUCUCUGACUGUGCUGUCCCAGAGUGUGUCAACCCAGUCUACGAGCCAGAACAGUGCUGUCCCAUCUGUAAAAACGGUCCAAAUUGCUUUGCCGGAACGACGAUCAUCCCAGCCGGUAUUGAAGUGAAGGUGGAUGACUGCACCAUUUGCCGCUGUCACAAUGGGGACUGGUGGAAGCCAGCACAGUGCCUGCGCCGGGAGUGCCUCAACGGCCAGACGUUGUCAUAGAAACCCCGGCGGGGACGGUGUCGGUGAUGUGCAGCCAGGGAGCGGUCCUGCCUGCUGCAAAGGCAAACAAACAAACAAACGCUCAUCUUGUAUGAUUGAUAUGAUGGACAGGAGAGGAGCACAAUUCCUUGGCAACAUUGACUAGGAGACUGCAUAACAAGCUGAAAUGAAAAGCUCUUGUACACAGUACCUACACACCACCACUACCACAACUUUAACCACAGAGGAGCGGAGAGAGCAGGAGGAACUUUGCUUGAGACUGUUUUUUUUGGCUUCUGUUUUGACUGUCUGACUAUUUAUAUUUUCUGAUAACUACUUAUUGCUUAUGCUGCUUAUAAACAUAAUGUUUAUAUAUUUCAUGAAGUCAUUUUCACCUAACCAUUAGCACUGUUAAACACGGUCAGAUGUGUUCUGUCAUCUGCUUGCUGUAGCUCUCUCACUCUGAGAUGUCUUCACCACACCGCUUCGCUUCGGGAAUUACAAUGGUCACAAAACAUAUCACUCACAGCUGUUGGCUUCCCACUAAAUGUGCAAUCCUUCUAUGAGUCAAUAGCAAGAGUUCACUCCUGGUGUUGGGGUCAAUGCAAUUAAUUAUUUACAUAAAAUGCCAGCAUUCUGAUGUGCUGUUAGUUACACUCAUCUGGGCUGACAAAAGAUGCAUGGCCACAAACAGAUCCCCUCAGUUACUGUUUUUACUACACACAAUAUUCUUGAUGAGAAUGUCUUCAAGGUGCUCUUCUCUGCAUGGAGAGAUUGGGGGCCAGUUUUAUCUAAUAUACAGUACCAGUCAAAAGUUUGGACACAUCUACUCAAUCAAGGGUUUUUCUUUAUUUUGAUUAUUUUCUACAUUGUAAAAUAAUAGUAAAGACAUCAAAACUAUGAAAUAACACAUGUAGUAAUUAAAAAAGUGUUCAACUAAUCAAAAUGUAUUUUAGAUUUUAGAUUCUUCAAAGCUGACACCCUUUGCCUUUAUGACAUCUUUGCACACUCUUGGCAUUCUCAACCAGCUUCACCUGGAAUGAUUUUCUUGAAGAAGUUCCCAUAUAUGCUGAGCACUUGUUUAUUGCUUUUCCUUCACGCUGCAGUCCAACUCAUCCCCAACAAUCUCAAUUGGGUUGAGGCCAGGUGAUUGUGGAGGCCAGGUCAUCUGAUGCAGCACUCCCUCACUCUCCUUCUUGUUUAAAUAGCCCUUACAAAGCCUGCAGAGGUAACCCUGGGUCUUCCUUUCCUUUGGCAGUCCUCAUGACAGCCAAUUUCAUCAUAGCGCUUGAUGGUUUUUGCGACGGCACUUGAAGAAACUUUCAAAACUUUCUUGAAAUUUUCCAGAUUGACUGGCCUUCAUGUCUUAAAGUAAUGACGGACUGUCGUUUCUCUUUGCUUAUUUGAGCUACAGUAUUCUUGCCAUAAUAUGGACUUGGUCUUGGAAAUUAAUUCCACAAAUUAACUUCUAACAAGGCACACCUUUUAACUGAAAUGCAUUCCAGGUGACUACCUCAUGAAGCUGGUUGAGAGAAUGCCAAGAGUGUGCAAGGUUGUCAUCGAGGCAAAGGGUGGCUACUUAGAGUAAUCUCAAAUAUAAAAUAUAUUUUGAUUUGUUUAACACUUUUUUUGUUACAUGAUGUUUCCACAUAUGUUAUUGCAUAGUUUUGAAGUCUUCACUAUUAUUCUACAAUGUAGAAAACCUUUGACUGGUACUGUAUAGCCAACCGAUACAUUAGUAAGUGAUAAGUUACUGGAAAAAGUAGAAAAAGGAACCAACUUGACUUAUUUUAGUAGUUGAAACAACUAGUUAAGUUAGAAGCCAUGUAACCCAUAACAGAGGGGGUAAAAAAUGAAUAUGCUCCAGCAUUCAUACACUACCGGUGCCAUUCCUCUUGGCUUAAUUGCCUUUGUUGUUUUCCCCCAUAGCCCAAACCAACAAAAAUUGUUCUCAGUGUGAACAGCUUGAAUUUGUUAUCUAAGAAAUUAGCGAGCCAAGCAGUGGCCUGCUAUAAUUUCCAUUAAUCAAAGGGUAUUCUGUGAUAAACCAUCUGGCCGGGCCUCUCUGCGCUCAACACUACGCCACCUGCCUGCCGUCUGCAAGCAGCAGCCAAGCACCCUCUGCAAAAACUCAGAGAGAGACAAAGGGGAUAUCUGCAUAAGCAAACAAACACACAGGUGAACACGUAUGCAUGUGGAUACACACAAGCAUGUGCGGGCAGACACACACACUUGUACGCACACCCUUUCAUCCUCUAUAGGCCCAUACCUACAGCUUGCACAGUAAUUCAUUUUCAGCUUAAAAAAUGUUGAUCCACUGCACCCCAAGAAGAAGCACUUAAGCCAAUAAGGCUCUCACUGAGAUACAAAGUUCCUCCCCUCCCAUCCUCUCGUCUAUAGAUUACACAAUAGAUUUUCUGUUUUCUAGCCUCCUCCAAAUAUCUGCAUAGCUCCGCUACAGCACCCCACAGUAUGGCCAGGGUUAUAACUUAGCUUGAUUUAAUGCAUUGCUUUGCCUAUAGAUCCCUUCCUAUAGGUUUCAGGGUCACACUCCAGGCAACCAACCCUACCCAACCUCUCUUCCUUUUCUUUUUGAAAUGAUUAAAACUAUUCAUUAAUUCAAAGGCAGAUUUCCUGCUAAGCCCAUGCAAUUCAUCACUGAUACUUUAUUUUUUUGUUUCAGUGAGAAUCCAUUCCUGUUCACCUUUUAGAAGCUAUUCGUCCUGUGUGAUAUAUUAACUACUUAAUAACGGCUUCCAGUUUCUGGUAAUGAGACGGAAAUUAACCCAGGAGUGAGGCCCCUGACUAAAGAGGUGGAAGAAUAUAAUAUGACAUAGACUAUGUCCCAAAUGGCACGCUAUUCACAAUGUAGUGAGUGCACUACAUUUGACAAGGGCCCAUAGGGCUCUGGAUAAAAGUAGUGCACUAUAUAUGGAGCAGGGUCCCAUUUGGGACAAUCCCAAAAAUAUACAUGACCUAAUAAGCGUCUCCUCCCAAACCCAUCUAUGUCUGUCUGCAGCCACUGUACUGUAGACUACCUCAUUCUGUUAUACUCAGCUGCCUGUAGUUGUAUCACUAUUGAUUGGGGAAUUCAGAAGAUGAACAAAUGAGGGAAGGGGACUUCAAACCUGGGUGCAUCAUUAUGGUCAAAGUUGCUCAGGUCAUUUUUAUCAUUACCUUGUCUCGUGAUGAAUUAGUCAUUUGUAAUGAGAACAGAGAUGCAAUUUGUCAAGCCAGAAUACUUACACGACAGGACCUAGAGAAGAGAGGGGAGUGUUACUUUAUUAAUCCCAAUUUGGGAAGUUGUUUUAUCACAGCAUACACCAUCAAUAACUCACAAGGACACAUAACGACGACAGACAUAUAAUAAAAAACGACACAUAUUAAGAUGCAUGAAAGCACUUGCACCUUAAGAUAUACAUCACUCUACAGGUCCAUACAUUGUAUGAGACUCCAUGACACCUUUAUCACUCAUCUCUUUUAAUUAGGUAUAUCAUAGUCCUGAUAUCUGAGAUUUUCUCUUUAGUGUGUUAUAGAUUUUUAGGACUGGAUAUAGAUUAUCUCUUGCUACCAUGGUGUGCUUAAUAACCAUGGAAAUAAUUGAGAGACAGAAAGAAAGAAAGAGAGGUGGAGAGAGAGGGAGACAGAAAAAGAGAGAAAGACAGUAUUCCAGAUGAACAGGACAGAAGUAUGUCAUAUUGAAGUUGUUCUGGAACCCUUACAGGAACCGUCCAUGGCCUGCAGCUGCAAACCAACCAGCUGAGACCUCAAGUGCUAUGUAUAUCCAUUAUCUGCCUCAAUUCAGUUAAACAUACUCUACAUACAUAGCCAAGAGGUAGUGGAUAUGUAGUUCCCCAUACAUAUAGCAUAGCCAAGAGCUAGUGGAGUCACCUCGAACCUGCAUAGCUCCUCUGUGACCAGUGGCCAGCUGGGUUCAGUGUACAGUGGGAUAAGGCAGAGCCAUAUAUAAUGUAUAACAGUGCAUAUACAGUAUAUAGCGCUGGGGAUAGGGAAGGAGUCCUCCAGGGAUUGUGUGGGUAAGCAGUACAGUUGAACUCAGACUAACCUGUUCUGGAUAGGUGGUUAAUCUCUCCCUCAGGAAUUGCUCAUUUCCUGCAAUUCUACACAUUUUGCCAUGGGGCAGAGAGAAAAUGUUGCUGUUUUAAAGGUAAUUAAAGCUCAAAUAUAGGUGUGUUGACUGUGAUAAAGGAACUGGAUUAUGAGCUGUCUUGCUUGUUGAACGAACAAAUGAAGUAGGCAGUGGCAUGGUGCAUAUAGCCAUAGAAGCACAGUGACAUAUCCAUCAAUGCGGUCAUAUUCAUGGCUUUGUUGGGAUGUGGCUUUCAGUUAGUUAUUUUUUGGCCACCCAUCCCAUGAAAGUGAAUUUCAUUCCAGUGCACUGCUUGCUAUGAAUUAUAUCUGGUGGUGUUUGCAUGUUCAGGUAAAAAGGCAAAAUAAUGUCCCAUUUAGAACACUGACAAGUAGAGAGCCAUAGAGAUUAUAUUGAAUUACUAGAGGGGCUAUGUCAUAAACCCUCAAUGUUCCAGAAUGGGGUGAAAAUAGCAGUCAUAUUGGUCAGGGAGAAACCCAAACCAGUCUAAUUUGAAUUAAUGGCAGUAGAGGCAUUUAAUUAUGCAGGAAAAUAAAAGUAAGACGUGAUAUAUAAAAAAUGUGGUAAUAUAAUUAUUUUCAACCUAAAAUAUUGUCAUAUAAUUUUAGACACAAUUUGAAAAGGUUUUAUACCAAUUUUCUGUCAAAUAGCCUCUACAAUAUAUGCACAGACCAUAAAUGUCAACACUUUAGUUUUCUUGGAAAGCUGUGAGUGCUUUUAUUUGAGACAAUAUCAGUACUUGUUGCAUUUACAACUUGUCUAAGUCCUAUCAUCAACUGAUCUCAGCCAGUGUUUGGCUGUGGAUUGACUGCACUGUUUGAAUGGAAUGUUGGCCUAUUGGCAGUUAGUUAGAAAUAUUUAUGGAAUCAUUCCUCUAAAACUGUCUGGACAGCUAGCUAACACGCAUACAGCGCAGAUCAAUUAUUCAAAUUCAUUAUUUUACACAAUAUCUUAUCACAGCAAUGGCAAACAAUGGUUGACCAACUCCCUGACCAAAAUGGCGGACUUUUAUCCCAUAAUAAGGUUCUAGGGAUCAUAAUAUUGAAAUAACCCCUCUCCCAUUAAUAUUGCUAACCCAUUUCUCUUUAUUGACAAUCAUAUUCCCGGUUUGUUUCAUGAACAGUUGUCUUAUUGGAAUAAUACAGAGGGAAAUUAUUCAAGUACAAAGGUUAAGAAGGCAGUCAUAAUUGUUUUCAACACCAGCUACCGCCUAGCAUCCUGAAGAUGGUUUACUGCAGGGAGCUUUCAAUGUGCUCUAAAACUGUUCAGUGAACUUGCAGUAGAUUUUGAAUCCAACUGUGAGACCCCAGCUGCAGUGAAGAAUUAUUGACUGAGUAAUAGAGUUUCAAAAUGUAUCAAAAGAUAGUCUGAGGGAGCAGUCGAUAUCCCUGUUAAUUUUCUGCUCAUGAAAUAGUCUGGUCUUUUGUGUGUCUGGCCAUGAAAGUCUAGCCUACUACUCACAAAGCACUCUCCAACCCAUUCAACUUGACACUGCUCAUUUGCUGUCCAUCACCACGUUGUAAAGGUAUACCAUACAAUUUCUCUUUGCACCGACUUACUGUAGCUGGAAGCUAUGAAAGAUUGUUCUAUUGCUUUUCUUUUUAACCAAAAAAACUGUUACAUAAAGUGUGCCUGAAAAAACAAGAGUACUAUCUAGUAUUGAGAGAAAACACUUAAACAAUCAAAUUGUUUUAUUAUACAGGCGCUGGAGGGUCACUCCUAAAGAUUCUAUUAAUAUUAACUCCUUCUGUUAUCAUUUAAUGUUAUAUUGAAUUAGAGCCAGAAAUGUUCCUAAUAAUAACAGAGAUGGUUUGGUUGGAAAUACCAAGACACACUGACCUCUAGAGUCUAGAGACCAUAGCUUAUAACACAUAGUGGGUACAUACAUACAUCUAACCAAACACUCCCGAUUUUUGUUCCAAUUGAAAUAAAACCCUUGGUGCCAAUUAUGGUGUAUAGUAAGUUGUAAAUACCUUCAAAACAUAUGUGUAUUCUGAAAAUCAGAGUUGAAGAAAAAAACAUGUAUUAUUUAUGGAGACAAAAACUAUUUUGUUAAAUAUACUGAAAAAUAAGUGUUAUUAUACAGCAA
Messenger RNA from Salvelinus fontinalis (brook trout), 8422 nucleotides. Its product is annotated as von Willebrand factor C domain-containing protein 2-like. The transcript is spliced from 5 exons. The record is from RefSeq and is a predicted model, not a curated record. Gene Ontology annotation, cellular component: AMPA glutamate receptor complex. Bases 1395 to 2243 code for a protein of 282 amino acids. NCBI's taxonomy places the organism in Eukaryota, Metazoa, Chordata, Actinopteri, Salmoniformes, Salmonidae. Gene Ontology annotation, molecular function: protein binding. Gene Ontology annotation, biological process: negative regulation of BMP signaling pathway.